CAGACAGGACUGACACUAGCCACACCCCAGGCAGACAGGACUGACACUAGCACACCCCAGGCAGACAGGACUGGCACUAGCACACCCCAGGCAGAUAGGACUGAGACUGAUAAACUCAGAGCAGAAUCUAAUUUCCCAUUAGAACCACACGGCACCUCAGGAGAACCUGAAGACGUGACUCCAUCAGAGUCACUGACACAGUCCAUGCCAGACAAGUCUACACAAGUCCACUACAGACUACUACCGUCUGUAGUAUCAGUCCAGUCAGAACAAUCAGUCCAGUCAGAGUCAGUGACACAGUCCACACCAGAUAAAUCUACACAUGAACUGUCUAUAGUGUCACAUCAGUCUGAACCACCAGUCCACAUAGAAGAACCAGUGGAGUCCGAGAUACCUCAGGAACAACCAGAGAUGGAGGUAGAAUUGUCAUCAUCACUGGGCCAGACAGAACAACAUGUCGGCAAGUCUGUAACGGAUCUUCCAGAAUCAGAACUGUCUGCAUCAGAACAGUCUGCAUUUGAUCAACCAGAACCACCGGUAGAAUCGGCACCAGGUCUAAAAGAGUCUCCACCACUGGACCAGUCUCCAACAGCACCAGCCCUGCCACAAGAAUCAGAUCAAGCAGCCACAGAACAGACAGGACUGGAUGAAUCAGCUGGUUCAGAACCAGUACUAGGCCAAACAGAUCAACCAGUAGAAGCAGGUACAGACCAGUCCCAGCCUCCAUCAGAGCUACCAGAAGAACAAGACCAGCGGGCACCUCUAGACCAGCGGGCACCGGCAGCCCAGUCUGAACAUGCACCUACCCCGGUAGAGCCUCCAGUUGAUGAGCCUGCACCUAGCCAGCAAGCCAAAGCACCAGCCCCAAUCCCAGCACCAAUGCAAGCUGUAGCUCCGGUCACUGCCCAUCCAGCUCUGACCUCAACCCCUGCCCCAGCCAGUACACCUGCCCAUCCAGCUCUGACCUCAACCCCUGCCCCAGCCAAAGCCCCUCUUAUAACUGUAAACCCUGUCCCAGCACUAGUUGUCAAAACUCCCACUUCCAGUAGCACAUCAGCCAACGCAUUCAAGAUCCAGAAAGUAAAGACAUCCGACCUGAAGUCCUUCCAACCUAUCUUAGAUGAGGAUGAAGGCCAAGCAGGGGCAGAAGGAGUGGGGGCCAGUAGUCUGGGUGUUGACCUCUCUGUUCCUCUGGAGAGACUGGAGAUCCUCUCCGACUCAGACGAAGGAGCCACCGACGUAGCCACAGCCGUGCCUGACUGGCUGAAGGAGGGGGAGUUUGUGACUGUAGGAACUAAUAAAAGUGGUACGGUGAGCUACGUGGGACCUACAGACUUUGCAGAGGGAACCUGGGUUGGAGUGGAGCUGGAUUUACCUGCAGGGAAAAACGACGGGUCCGUGGGUGGAAAGCACUACUUCCACUGUAACCCUGGUUACGGGGUGUUGGUGCGUCCUGAUAGGGUGAGCCGUGGAGGAGUCGGGGGCGGGGCUAAGCAGAAGCGGCGACAGCAGCAGAAGCGUCGCAGUGCUAACCUAUCUGGGUCCAGCCCUAACCUGGCUGCCCUCACUGCCCUGGCCAAGGGAGAUGGGGCUGGGGCCAGUCGCAAGGGACAGAACCGCAAGUCCUGGAACAGCUGAGAGGAGAGGGUAGCAAGGUUGGGGUCAAUUCCAUUUAAAUUCAGGAAGAAAACGGACAUUUUCAAUGCUUCUCUAUGAGAAAUGAACUGAAUUGAAAUGGUAUUGAGCCCAACCCUGAAGGGUAGUCUUCUCUGUAGAGUUCCAUAGGGAGAAGAGAGAUCUAGGUACACUGAACAAAAAUAUAAACGCAACAAUUUCAAAGAUGUUUAACACUUCUUAUAAUGAAAUCAGUCAAAUUGAAGUGAAUUCAUUCUCAAUUUAUGGAUUUCACAUGACUGGGAAUACAGAUAUGCAUCUGCUGGUCACGGAUAAGUAAUUAAAAAUAAGUAGGGGCGUGGAUCAGAAAACCAGUCAGCCAGCAGCAUACCACCUUGCACCCCACUGCUGGCUGACCUAUGAAGUCCUGGUCAGUCCCUGUAUGGGAGACCAGAUGUUGCAGGAAGUGGUGUUGGAGGGCCAGUAGGAGGCACUCUGUC
This is a messenger RNA of Salvelinus sp. IW2-2015, 2114 nucleotides long. The record is from RefSeq and is a predicted model, not a curated record. Lineage: Eukaryota; Metazoa; Chordata; Actinopteri; Salmoniformes; Salmonidae.